AUGGUCAGCACGAGACGCAGUGCAGCUACCCAGGCUGCCCAUGAUUCAAUUUAUGACUUUGAAUCUCCGGAUAAGUCAAAGGAAUUGCAAACAAGGAGACAAGGCGUAGCUAGGAAAGCCGCUCCAAAUAUUACGACCAGGAGAGGCUGGGAAGAGACGGAACCAGACGCGCCGGUGGUUAAGAGACGUACGCUUAAAAAGCCGGGGAGACGGCAAACUUCCAAGGCGGUGGUAGAGGAUGAGCAUGAGGAUGACGUCCCACAGGAUCCAAAUUUUUACAAGAACAUCAAUGAUAGUGCGGCGGGGAAGACGAAAGCAAGGAGAGCAACGAUGGCUGUGCGCGAGGACGAUGCUGCAGCCGAGGAGCAAUUGCUCCAGGAAAGCCAGCAGAGAGAGGGGCACGUUCUGGCGGAAGAGGAAGAGCAGAAUGAUCCAUGGUCUUAUCGUGACUCUGCAGAACCAUCGAAUGAUGACGACGAAUCGCACGAAUCACACAGGGAAGUGGAUGGAGAAAAAGACGUCGAUGUGGCGGGCGAGGGCGAGGACCAGGGCGAAGAAACCGAAGAGAGUGACGGAGAGGAUGGCAGCAGCGACGAUGAUGUACGAGAGGUAACAGGUUCUGCCGUGGCCCCCGGCAGCGCUUCACAAAUCAACAACCUGGAAAACAUCGCCAGUAUAGACGUCAUUUCUACAGACAUUGUGUACAUUGAGCCCGAACCACCAGACAGAAGCGCGUCGACUUUUUACCUCAACUGUGAUGGGCUCAAUACAAUGAUUAACGCAAUGGGCAAGCGAGGCUGGAUGAGUACACCGGGCGAGUGGACAGAUCAACUGCUCCGGAUCGAGGAAGAGUCCAGGACUGAGUCUGAGGCCACCAAAGCUGACAAUUGCACGAAGCUAUUCCAUGAGAUCCUUGCCCUGUGGCGGAACUGCAAGGAGAUGCCCAAAGCACCACUGCUGAACUUACAGGCACAGUUCCUACCGCCUUGCCGAAACACCCAUACUGCAUGCCGAGCUGGCAGAGCGGUCAAGACGCUUGCGGGAGGCGCAGGAAGAAAGGGACAGGAUCAUCAGGGAGAAGAAGGACGAACAGAUGAUGCUGUUUGUGGCUUCUACGCGGCGGACGCCGGAGGACACGCCGAAGCCACGGGACGAAUAUUACGACAGGCACGGCUGGCGACUAUGGGAAGACGAGGUGCUGCUCGCGGUGAUUCGCAGGACGAGGUCUCCGAAUCUGGUGUUGCUGGCCAGGCAAGUACCAGGCAGAUCGUUACAAGAGGUUACGAGCAGAGUGGCAGAGUUGAGGGAACUGAUCAGGGCAAAAUAUGA
This is a messenger RNA of Metarhizium acridum CQMa 102, 1329 nucleotides long. NCBI's taxonomy places the organism in Eukaryota, Fungi, Ascomycota, Sordariomycetes, Hypocreales, Clavicipitaceae. The record is from RefSeq and is a predicted model, not a curated record.